Thelazia callipaeda (thelaziosis nematode) is the source of this 456-nucleotide messenger RNA. The record is from the annotation of a GenBank genome assembly. NCBI's taxonomy places the organism in Eukaryota, Metazoa, Nematoda, Chromadorea, Rhabditida, Thelaziidae.
AUGUACCGUACACAAAAUGAAUUGAUAUCACAGGCUUAUGAACAUGAGGGUAUCUACAUGUCUGCAAGUGAUUUCAAACCACCUUGGCAGAAUGUUAUGGUUGAAAUGCACAGUCCACCGCUACCGUUGUCCACGCGAGCAGUUGUAUCACGACCUAUUGAAUAUUCUCCUAAAGCGACAUUAGAGUCACAUAAUCCGUCACUUCAUCCUUCACAUCAAACUAGUGCCAGUUCUUGUGUAUCACAUGAUGCGACCAAUCAUGACAUAUAUGGUAGCAAUGUAUUCAUUACUGUACGGUCAAGUGACACUAACAUCGAUGCCAAACAACUUGAACCAGACGAAUUAGAGAAGCAAGCUCCAAUAGCAUCACUAGACAUCGAGUUGCAUACACCCACCAGUAGUUCUUCAUCGCCUAACGCCAACAUUUCAACCGCCGACAUAGUUUUCGCUCUCUGA